CUUCUCUUCUUCUUCUUCUUCUUCCUCCUACUCUUCUUCUCCGCCAGCUUUCGCCAUCUCCCCCGCCGACGUGUCCAUCCUUCAACCUUUGCCGCCCAACACCUCACCAAACCCGCCACCUUCACCAUCUUCACCACCUUCACCACCUUCACCACCUUCACCACCUUCACCACCAUGGAGACUGUCCACGGCAGCCCUCCCCCCUACGCGACUGACCGCAUCGACGCCAAUGAGAAGAAGGACGACCUCAGCUAUGUCGAGCAGAACCUUAAGCCGGAGCCGGAGGAGACCGAUGCCUUUGGCAACGAAGAGUUUGCCGAGAUCAAGUACAAGACCUUGAAGUGGUGGCAGUGCGGCUUGCUCAUGAUCUGUGAAUCCGUUUCCCUGGGUGUCCUGUCUCUGCCCGCUGCCGUUGCAACCCUGGGCUUUAUUCCGGCUAUCAUCCUCAUCGUUGGUCUGGGUCUGCUGGCCACCUACACCGGAUACAACAUCGGACUGUUCCGCGAACGCUACCCCCAUAUCCAGAACCUGGCUGAUGCCGGCGAGAUCCUUCUGGGCCCCUUUGGCCGGGAGCUCUUCGGUCUGGGCCAGUUCCUCUUCUGCAUCUUCGUCAUGGGCAGCCACCUUCUGACCUUCCGGGUCAUGAUGAACACCAUCACCGACCACGGCACCUGCUCCAUCGUCUUCAGUCUGGUGGGCAUGAUCAUCUCCAUGGUCUUCUCCAUCCCCCGCACCAUGAAGGGCAUGACCUGGAUCUCCUUCUGCUGUGAGUCCUCCCCGUCCGUCGGUGACCUCCUCUCCGUGCCUGGUCUAACGGGCCACCGUGCCACAGCCUUCCUCAGCAUCUUCACCGCCGUCAUGGUCACCAUGAUCGGCGUCGGGGUCGAGAAGCACCCGGGUCGCAUCAUCGAGGCGACCGUGGACACCAACCUCUACACGGCCUUCACCGCGGUCUCCAACAUCGUCUUCGCCUACUGUGCGCACGUCGCCUUCUUCGGCCUCAUCGCUGAGAUGGAGAAGCCCAAGGACUUCAAGAAGUCGCUGUUCAUGCUGCAGACCUUUGAGAUCUGCCUGUACACGACCGCCGCCGUCGUGGUUUACUACUACGUCGGCAAGGACGUCCAGUCCCCCGCCCUCAGCUCCGCCGGUCCCCUCCUGAAGAAGGUCGCCUAUGGCAUUGCCAUCCCCACGAUUGUGGGUGCCGGUGUCGUGAACGGCCACAUUGGUCUCAAGUACAUCUACUUCCGCACCUGCCACAAGUCCGACCUCAUCCACAGCCGGGGCCGUCGCUCGGUUGCCAUCUGGAUCGGUCUGGGCCUGGCCUGCUGGCUCGUCGCCUGGGUGAUUGCCGAGGCCAUCCCCGUGUUCAGCGACCUGAACGGUCUGAUUAGCGCUCUCUUCGCCAGUUGGUUCAGCUACGGCCUCAGCGGCAUCUACUGGCUGCACCUCAACUACGGCGAGUGGUUCGCCUCGCCGCGCAAGAUCGCGCUGACGAUCCUCAACAUGGCCAUCGCGCUGUUCGGGCUGAUCCUGUGCGUGCUGGGGCUGUACGCCUCGGGCACGGCCAUCCACAACGACGCCAACAGCAACAGCUUCACCUGCGCCAACACGGACGGGUAGACGCGUUCUGAGGGGCGUUCCACGCAGUUUUACGGCGUUUAUGAGCGACCGCGCGGCGCGUUCGUCUGGGACGACGGCCGCGGCGGGUUUGACGGAUUUGAUUUGCAUCGGCGACUAGCUACUCAUGAUUCAUCCACACACUAUUUAAUUGAUGUUCUCUUUCAUCUCU
Molecule: messenger RNA, 1789 nt
Organism: Aspergillus heteromorphus CBS 117.55
Lineage: Eukaryota; Fungi; Ascomycota; Eurotiomycetes; Eurotiales; Aspergillaceae
Product: neutral amino acid permease
Exons: 6
Coding region: 175-1620 (481 amino acids)
Biological process (GO): amino acid transmembrane transport
Cellular component (GO): vacuolar membrane
Molecular function (GO): amino acid transmembrane transporter activity
Source: RefSeq, a predicted model, not a curated record